This is a messenger RNA of Salvelinus namaycush (lake trout), 1970 nucleotides long. RefSeq names its product CXXC-type zinc finger protein 5-like. Bases 1 to 849 code for a protein of 282 amino acids. Gene Ontology annotation, cellular component: nucleus. The record is from RefSeq and is a predicted model, not a curated record. Lineage: Eukaryota; Metazoa; Chordata; Actinopteri; Salmoniformes; Salmonidae. Gene Ontology annotation, molecular function: zinc ion binding; methyl-CpG binding. The transcript has 2 exons.
AUGUCUAGCGGACGGUCGGAAGGAAGCCGAGACCGGACAGCCGAGGCCCUGGAGCGGAACAGCUGCACGGAGGAUGUCCCUGUCAUUGAGCGCAGGAACCGCAGUGGCAUCAUCAGUGAGCCUCUGAGUAAGAGCCUUAAGAGGUCCCGCACCCUCUCCCAGUACACAGCAGCCUGCCCCACCAACACUAAUGGACACGCACACCACAAUGGAGAGGCCAAGAGCCACCUGGCCAAGCCCCAGCCGCCCCCACAGCCCCAGCCCACCGUCUCAGCGCUUGCGGCAGCCAAGCUGGACCGGACCCUGGAGCAGGUCUUGGAGGGACAGAACGGCCUCCUGCACUUUGCCCAGGCGGCGGAGCUGCUAAAGAGGGCUGGGAUGGAGCACAUGCUGCUGCCGGGGGGCAUGGGGAUGGGGAUGGGGGGUAGCGAUUCAGGCUCAGGGGCAAGCGACUUGGAGGGUGCGUCUGCUGUGGACUCUAUUGGCGGUGUUGCGGACUUCCCGUACGGUGUUGGAGGCGGCUUCCCGUUCAACCCGGGGCUGUUCAUCAUGACACCGGCAGGAGUGUUCUUGGCCGACAGCGCGCUGCACAUGGCCGGCCUGGCCGAGUACCCGGCGCAGAGCGAGCUGGCCUCGGCCAUCAACUCCGGCAAAAAGAAGCGGAAACGCUGCGGCAUGUGCCCGCCCUGCCGCCGGCGGAUUAACUGCGAGACGUGCAGCAGCUGCCGGAACCGCAAAACGGGCCACCAGAUCUGCAAGUUCCGCAAAUGUGAGGAGCUGAAAAAGAAACCGUCUGCCGCUCUGGAGGUGAUGCUUCCUACAGGAGCAGCAUUCCGGUGGUUCCAGUAAGACUCUGACCCUCCUCCACCCCUAACCCUACCUACCCAAACCCAAAGCUCUGCGAUCAAGUGCAAUGCCAACUCUCGCUUGGAUUGUCUCGGCACGGACACUGGCUGACAAGCAAACAAACAACGAAAAUAUACAAAAAAACUAAACAGAAAUUAUACAAAAAUAACCAAUUGAGUAAUGGAUGCACCUGCUUAUUCCUUGAACCAAAAAUUUAACAUACAGAAAAAUAUCUAUGGCAACUUUCAUUCCCUUUUCUAUGUUUCCAUUUUGGUACCUUUUGUCCUUUUUCCAGCAGGUUUUUUCUGUCUCUCAGACAUGGAACUGUUCAUUGCCAAACAGAAAUGACGGACUGAGUGUUGGACAAUCAACUAAUUUGUGUGUUUGGUGUUAACGUUGUUCACGUGUGGAAAGAUACAGUACUUGUGUAGAGAAUGUACAUUUACGGCUAUAUUUUAAAACCAGUGGCUAAUGGCAGGCACUAUUGUAAUUUUAGCACCAUUGUUCUUAAACUUAAACCCUUGUCUAUUUCAUGAUUUGUUUUGUUUUAAGAAUAUUGUUUUGAAACGGAUCAAUGGUUGUCUUUGAAAAGAAAAAGGAAAUAUUUCAAAAUGUAAAAAAAUACUUAUCGAAAUGAAAUAGCAACUGUUAUCCCAACGGGCAGAAGUCCAGGGGACUCUUUAGCAGGAUGAUGCUAUCCUCCAGAGAACUGGGAUCUCCCCAACCAACAAACCAACCAACAAACCAACCAACCAACCAACCGUGUUUUCCACGCCUGUAUUUCCAAGCUUUUUAUUUUGUGAAACUGGCAGCCUUACGUUCCUGUGGCCCAAACUAGUGUGUGUCAUGAGGAUCCCAACACAGAGGGCGACAGCACUAGGAGACAGCACUUCCAUUUGGAAUAGCACAGAGGGUGACAGCACUAGGAGACAGAACUUCCAUUUGGAAUAGCUUAGCUCUGGGUCUACCCAUUUGAACGCACUGAAACAAGAUUUCUUAGGUUUUUUUCCAUUUUUUUUUCUUUAUGUUGCUGGUAGCUACAUCUUUUAAAACAACAGCGAUGUUUGUAUUCAUUUAGAAAAUUGGACUGGUUUUGUGAAUAAAAACGAAUGCAUGUAUUUGUG